Penicillium cosmopolitanum is the source of this 945-nucleotide messenger RNA. RefSeq lists its product as uncharacterized. NCBI's taxonomy places the organism in Eukaryota, Fungi, Ascomycota, Eurotiomycetes, Eurotiales, Aspergillaceae. The transcript is spliced from 2 exons. The record is from RefSeq and is a predicted model, not a curated record. Bases 1 to 945 code for a protein of 314 amino acids.
AUGCCCUAUUUUGAAAAAUCCACACCUCCACCAUUAUGGUCUUCCUUCCCCUCCAGUCAAAGAGAUAAUCCCCGCCAAUCAACGUUGUACACCACCACCCGGGAUAUGCCGUCAAUGGGUAACAACAAUACUUCACCGCGCACCCGACUACGCGAUAAUAAGCUAUUCGCAAUGAUGCGAAAACCCUCUAAGAAGGUCGCAGCAUGGGACCCACCAGCCUACGACUCACAAGAUUGGAAGGCCCCCACCGUAACGAACAGCUCAGGCUGUGACUUUGACUCCCGAUACGCCUUCCUCAAAGACUUCGACACAAUAUUUCUCGUGGAUGACAGUUCUAGCAUGAGCGGGCCGCGCUGGCGCGAAGCCGAAGAGGCCAUCGCUGCCAUUGCCCCCAUUUGCACUCAAUAUGACCACGACGGAAUCGAUGUCUACUUCCUGAACCACCGCCGCGCAGCAACAGCCAACACGACCGGCGCUUACACGAACAUCACCACAGCCGACGAUGUCCAAGAGAUCUUCAAUAGUGUCCGACCUCGCGGUUCCACACCUAUGAUGCAAGCCUCGCGGAACGCCGACGGGUCUCUGCGUGACCCCUCGAUGCUGGUCAAACCGAUCAAUAUCAUUGCAAUUACAGAUGGCGAGUUCACGGAUGAUGCUGAGAGUGUCAUUGUGCAGGUGGCUAGGACGCUAGAUCACCCACGAUGCAAUGCGUUACCGUGGCAGGUGGGCAUUCAAUUCUUCCAGAUUGGCGACGAUCAAAGAGUGCAGCGAUAUUUGCAGGAGCUCGACGAUGAUCUUGGCAAAUAUUGCAGUCAUGAACGUCUGCGGGAUAUCGUUGAUACUGUGCCCUGGAAAGGGAAGAGGGGUCAGUCGUUGGAUGCGGAGGGCAUCUUGAAGUGUGUACUUGGGGCUGUGAACAAGAAGUUAGAUCGACGACAGAUUUAG